AUGUCGGAUAGCGACCUCGGGGAGGACGACAGCGCCACGUCCCCGGACCCCUCGCAGUCCAACAAGAGGAAGAGAAGGGGCAAUCUCCCCAAGGAGUCGGUGAAGAUCCUGCGGGACUGGCUGUACGAGCACCGCUUCAACGCCUACCCCUCCGAGCAGGAGAAGCUCAGCCUCUCGGGGCAGACCAGCCUCUCUCUCCUGCAGGGGAGCAAGGGCCAGCGGGCUCGCAGCUGA
Molecule: messenger RNA, 234 nt
Organism: Charadrius vociferus (killdeer)
Lineage: Eukaryota; Metazoa; Chordata; Aves; Charadriiformes; Charadriidae
Product: homeobox protein TGIF2-like
Exons: 2
Coding region: 1-234 (77 amino acids)
Biological process (GO): regulation of transcription by RNA polymerase II
Molecular function (GO): DNA-binding transcription factor activity, RNA polymerase II-specific; RNA polymerase II cis-regulatory region sequence-specific DNA binding
Source: RefSeq, a predicted model, not a curated record